This is a messenger RNA of Acanthopagrus latus (yellowfin seabream), 1728 nucleotides long. Its product is annotated as homeobox protein HMX1-like. The record is from RefSeq and is a predicted model, not a curated record. Bases 255 to 1103 code for a protein of 282 amino acids. The transcript has 3 exons. Gene Ontology annotation, biological process: regulation of transcription by RNA polymerase II; negative regulation of DNA-templated transcription. NCBI's taxonomy places the organism in Eukaryota, Metazoa, Chordata, Actinopteri, Spariformes, Sparidae. Gene Ontology annotation, molecular function: DNA-binding transcription factor activity, RNA polymerase II-specific; RNA polymerase II transcription regulatory region sequence-specific DNA binding. Gene Ontology annotation, cellular component: nucleus.
GCUCUGAACAGCGAGACAGUCGAGAGGGGUUUUUUCUUUCUUUCUUUUGGAGUAAUCGUCUCCUUAAGACGAGAUUUGUGUCUGGACCUUUUCACAGUUGAGCUCUCUGCGCUCACCGGCUGCGUCGGGAUGGUUCACGCGGAGCAGGAGACACUCCUGGCUGGAAACGAGACACACACCCUGGAAUGAUUCUGUAACAUCUGGGAUUUGAUUCGAUUUUUGAUAAAAGGUGUGAAUCCAUCAGCGGAGUGAAAAUGCUUGACGAUAAAGCGCCGAGAUCGAAGCUGGGACCUCUGUCGAGAGCUUCGUCUUUCUACAUUGAGAAUCUGCUGGGGAACACGUACAGAGCGGCUUCCGAGGAGCAGGUGGAGAACCAGGGAGUUACAAUAAGCGUCCACGGGCCCGUGAUCUGUCCCGGGCCGGGAACGCAACGCGUGGACGGCGCUGGAGUGCUGAGCUGGAGCGGGACGUCACCGAGCAGAGCGCACAGCACCUCGAGAAGUCCGCGCACGGAGCCCGGGCCGACGAGCGAGCGGGAUUCCCCAACUUCAUCCGGGCGGGCGGAGGACACCGAGGAGCCGGAGGCGGAGAGGGGGGACGACAGUUUGACGGAUGACAGGGAGGAGGAGGACGCGCGCUCCUCCUGCUUCUCCCGGGAGGACGGCUGCGACACAGUUGACGUCAAAGUGGCGAGGAAGAAGAAGACGCGCACCGUGUUCAGCCGGAGUCAGGUCUUCCAGCUGGAGUCCACCUUCGACCUGAAGCGCUACCUGAGCAGCACGGAGCGAGCCGGGCUGGCCGCCUCGCUGCAGCUCACCGAGACCCAGGUGAAGAUCUGGUUCCAGAACCGCAGGAACAAGUGGAAGAGGCAGAUCGCCGCCGAUAUGGAGGCCAGCAGCGCCGCCACCGGCUACGCCGCCCAGAGGGUCAUCAGGGUUCCCGUGCUGUAUCGCGAGAGCGUGCCGGCGCCGGUGACGCUGAGCGGCCUGUCUCGAGUGUCGCCCCCGCUGGUCGGCUUCUCUAACUCCAUCAGCUUCCCAUUGACUUCACACUUCACACACCCGGUGUCGUUCCUCACGCCACAGAUGAGCGGGCUGGUGUGACCGUGAGGAGCGACGCCUGAGACUCUUCUGACGCCAGUUAAUCACAUAAAGAUGCCGCAGAAAUAAAGAUUUAGGUUAUAGAAGUGGAGUCAUCCUGUGUGGGUCCUUAAAGGAGUGGUACAUAGUUUUGGGGAAGACAUUGUGAUUGCGAACUCAUUUUUUGAUUAAUAAAUCAACAAACUUUCUUCUGAAUAAACUGACAACAAACUGACCUUAAAGAACAACACAAUUUAUACCGUUUUAUUUUGUGCCACCUUUAUAGCUUCAACAUAUAAAUAUAUGUUUUUCCUCUGAGAGCAGGUUGUUUAUUCAGUUACAGAAAAGAUCAGUAUUUCUGGUUUGUGUAAUUACCUCCCUGAUAUCGUACAGUCUGAGUCUGAAUUUCUUCUCCCAAAUCUACAUACUGCCCCUUUAAGACGUUUUCCAGGAGCAGCUCUGACAGAUGCGGCCACACGUAGGUAAAAAGUGGAUCGUUCGUCCUGUAGGAAGCCACCGUGAUCCCUGCUGCUUACAGAAUCCUUUCAAUGAGACGCUCCUCAUGUUAGCAGUGUCUGAUUCUCAGUUUAAGUCAUCUUGAGGUUGAGAUAGAGUGACUGUGAAGGAAGCUGCUCACAGUCCCGUCCAC